UAGAUAUACGCGUGUGUGUGCGCGUGUGUGUGCGUCGUAAUUGCUCCACAUUAUAAUCGUAUAAAUACUAAAUACGUGUGUGUGUGCAGUGCACAAAUUGCUCCUGCGCUACUGCUGCUGCAUACUCACUUCUGUGCGUUAUAAUAAUAAAUACAUUGCACCAUCGAAUCGUCGUACAUGUUAUUGUAUUUUUUUUUUUUCUGUUUGGUUAAAUAAGAUAUAUGAUGAGGUGUGCGCGUGUGUGCAGUGUGUAAAACAACAGUGUGAGAGCCGAUGAAUAUAUUGCAUCGGCCGCGGGACAGCGAAGUGAUACUACUGGCCGCGUAAUUUUACCCACGUGUCUUCGACGGCUUGCCGCAAUUGUGCUACGAGAGAAAGAAAAUCUACCGAUAAUCCUGCUGCGAACUUACCACCCGACUAAACGACGACGUGCUUUGCUACAUGCGUGUGUUGUCUCGUGCAUCGUCGUCGUAAAGUGUGCCUUCGAAUCGGCGAAUAAUCGAUAAUAAUGUGCUCGAAACAAUCGCCCAUCGUCCGCGUUUCGCGGCGAUGCGAGGAGACACGCUCGCGAAAAGUGGCGACCACCGCCACCGGUAGAGCCGAAAUCAUAACGACGACGACGUGCCUCGGUCGUCCUCGGCGCUAUAACAUAAGCAGCAGCCACCGCCGCUGCAGUAUUAGCAGUAGUAGUAGUGGAACGAGAAAGAGAGAGGAAGGAAAAAAAGAAAAAGUAAUAGUAUCAGUGGUGCCGCGUUCAAGAGGAAGCAACAGCAGCAGCAGCAGCAGCCACGAAGCGGAAGCGACGCUCGGCUCGAUUGACGUCACGCUUCCUUUGCUGCGCUACGUACUACUACGCCGUCGUCGUUCAAUGCCUCCUAGAAAAGAGAGAACUGCGCGAAACACACUUUUAGGAUGCUGCUGAAUUUUUAUAUGCUGACAAGCAGUUGGUAAACUCUUGCUCGAUUACUACCAAAAUGCCGAUAAAAUUGGUCAGGUGGUCACCCCGGAGGAAAUGUUCCAGCCGCUGGAGCACAUCGUCAACGAUCCUGAAACUUCAGUGAGAACAGCGCUGGUAGAAUGUCUUCCCCACAUAGCCCAGUUGGCGCAGGAAAAGUCGUUCGACGGCGAACGAAAUGCCGUCGUCAGUCGGGUGCUCAGCAUCGUUCUGCAGUACCUAAAAGAGGAAGGAUCGGUCAAACAAGAUGCCCUGGGGGCGCUCAAAAUGAUGCUGGAUCGCUUCGUUUUAACGCAGGAAGAAAUCGAGAACGACGUGUGCAAGGCCAUACUCGAGUUGGCGCGAAGCCAGAACUUCGAACAGCAGACCAUGGCGGUCACCCUUAUGACAAAACUUGGAGUGCAUGUGCCCCAUGAGACAAUAGAAAAAUUAUUUUUGGACCCAUUCAUUGAACUAUGCUCCAGUGACCAGCUGUAUGUCAGAAGAGUAUGCGCUUCAAUUAUGGGAGAUUUCUGCACCAUGAUGUCUGAAGAUGCUAUUUACAACAAACUUCUACAAACUUAUGCAAACCUGUGCAUGGAUUCCAUGUGGGACGUCCGAAAGACGACCGCAAGUGUUAUGAUGUCGGUUGCCAAAUGUGUGCCACUGACAAUGAGGAGAUUAUUGCUAGCAAAAUUGCUUGUAAAGCAUUUACGAGAUGAGUCGCGCUGGGUUCGCAAAUCUGCCUUCGAAAUACUGGGACCGUUCAUAGCCACGUUCGCCAAGCAAUUUUAUGAGCUUAUCAAUGGACCCAAGGACGAGCUUCUGCUUGUCUAUGAAAAUCAGCGGGAUGGUCAGAGCUUUGAUGUGGUACCAGUUGCCAAAAUCUCCGACAUUUUGACGGAAAAUCUAUCUGACAAGCGAACGCUCGAUGAUUUAAUUAAAUAUCACCACCUUAGAUCCAACGAUAAUAACACAAAGGGGCGCAGAAAGCGAGCCAAAGAACAAAAACUCGAUGAAAUGUGCAUAGAAUUGCGCCAGGCCUUUUUCUCUCAAGAUCAAAAGUUUUGUAAAGAUGAAUAUGAAAACUUCAAUCUAUUUCAAUAUUACUAUGAUCCCCCAGACAUGCCAUUAGAUCCUGAACUCGUCAACUCUAUAAUCAAUGAUAAUGACGCUCCCGAUGUUAAUAACCCCCCUCCUGUAAAUGAUACCGAGAAAGAAAAUCGUCUCGAUGAAAAUGAUGUAAAAAAUGCUAAUAAUGAGGAUAAUCAACAAAUUCAAUUGGAUGAUAAUAAAAAUACUGAAAUCAGUCAACCCGUUGAAAAAGACGAUAAACAAUAUGAUAAUAAUUUUAACAACGAGCAGCAGUUACAAGAGCAAGAUAGCAAUGAUAACAGCGAUAGUAAUGAUAGCAAUGAUAGCAAUGAUAACAACGAUAAUAAUGAUAAUGAUAAUAACAGCGAUAAUGGUGACGAGGAUGUCAAGGUAGACCAAAAUGAAUCUGAAGAUGGAUUUGAAUUCUCGAAAAACGAGGACUAUCUUUCUGAUGAAGAUGACUACGGUGAUAAUGAUGAUAGAGAUGAUAACAAAAGUAGGAAACUAAUUCGACGGUAUAGGGUUCGCGCUGUGCGUAAAGAACUUAACAGAUCCCUUGAUACAACUGUAAAUAUAAUGGACACAUCACUAGAGCAAAACUCGACAUUUAAUGUGAGUAGUAGUUCCGGUGGUGUAUCGGGUCUUCAAGCUCUCGAAGAUGAUCUAGUGUUUGAUGACGAUGAAAUUGUACCGCGUAUUUUGGUCGACUACUUUAUCUCGAUGGCUGAGUUACCAUUAAAUGACAACGAGCUCGGAGGUGAUCUUGAUUAUCACUGUGCUUUCAGUUUUCCCGCGGUUGUUUUAACGCUGGGUAAGGAUAACUGGCAUCGAUUGAAAGAUGCGUACCAGCGAUUGGCAGGCGCUGUUGCGUGGAAAGUACGAAGUACGCUCGCCUCGAGCAUACACGAAAUCGCUCGCAUCAUCGGAAAAGAGCUGUCGGCUCGCGAUCUUGUUCCUAUUUAUAACGACUUCAUCAAUGAUCUUGACGAAGUCAGAAUAGGUGCUCUCAAACACUUGUCUACAUUUUUGGAAAUACUCAGCCCGCAAGAUCGCAUGCAAUAUCUGCCUAAACUGAAUGACUUCCUCAUUACCGAUAGCAAAUGGAACUGGAGGCUUCGCGAAGAACUUGUGAAGCAGCUUGCGAAAAUCAUUGAACUCUACCAGCCAAAAGACGUGGCACAAUACAUAUCGCCCCUAUUAAUGCAUCUACUGCAAGACCGGGUUGCAUCUGUAAGACUAGAAGCUCUUAAUGCUAUGUCGUUGAUGAUCAAAUUUUUGUCGGGACCCUCAGAAAAUCUUGCUCUUGCACUGAUUCGAGAAAUGAGAGAUUUACUCGUCCGUCAGUCUGCUGAGCGUUGGAUUAUCCGACAGACUUAUGCAUUAAUAUGUUCAAAGCUUAUUACCAAUGGAAAUGUUAAGGGUGAUAUCUUUGCAAGAGAGCUACUACCUUAUCUCCUGUACUUGGCCAAUGAUCGGGUACCGAACGUGCGACUUGUCGUCGCCAGAACUCUUGUUAAGGAUGUUAUUUUGCUUCCUCACUUUUCUUGUCCUUCGAAUAAUGAUGAUGAAGGACAAAAGGUUUAUGAAAAGUUGAAGAUGAUGCAAUUAGAUGCCGACAGAGACGUACGAAUUUUCGCAAAUCAGUUAGAUUGGACGGUGAAAAAUUCAACAAAUUCUGAAGCAAGAACAUGAAAAAAGUAAUUGAUAUUGUUAACGGCGUAUCAUAGAUCAUCGAUUUUUUUAAUAUUAACAUCUGAUUAUGUACAGAAGUCUGUGUAACAUAUAUACUAUGAAAAGCGAUAAAUUAUUGAUGAUUUUGAUAAAUUAAAACUACUUCUAUAAUAUUUUUGAGAUUCAUGUAUGUGCUUUUGUGCAGCAAUUUUUUUUAAUUUGUUUGGAUUUUCUUAUUUUGUAAAAUAAAGUGAUUUGUUUUCUAUGUGAGAUUGAAUUUUAGUGAGAAAGGAAUUUUACCUGUUGCCAACGUUUUAAUGCAAAUUGUGAACACUGAAUUCUAUCUUUAAACUUUCUAGUUCAAAGUAAAUCACUGCUGAUUUUUAUUGCAAAAUUAUUACAAUCGAAGAUGGCGGUAUUAAUUGUAUGAAUGCAUGGUAAUGACUGUGGCUACGUGUAAUAUUUUUUUAUUAUCAAUUUGUACUAUCGAUAAUUAAAUGAUAUGUAAGAAACUAUUAUAAUUAUCAAGAAAACUUUAUUCAAAUUACCAUUUAAAAUGGGAGUUUUACCGAAAAUAAAUCUUUCACUCAUUAAACAAUGCCACUAGUGAAGUACUGAAGUUUUUUAUGAUAUUUUAUCAAGCCAUUGUUUUUUUCAACAAUCAUUGAUUAAUGAUAGAUGUAGACUGGAGUACCGAACUAAGAAAAGUAUUUUUGACGUAUUUAAUUAUACUGCCGUUUUAGUAUACUAGAUUCUGCUGAUCAAUUUCUUGUACAAGAAAAUGGGAAUGAUUGUAUCAAAUUCAAAAAUGAAAUUAAACAAUAUAUUCAUAAAAAUUGA
Messenger RNA from Trichogramma pretiosum, 4540 nucleotides. RefSeq names its product serine/threonine-protein phosphatase 4 regulatory subunit 1-like. NCBI's taxonomy places the organism in Eukaryota, Metazoa, Arthropoda, Insecta, Hymenoptera, Trichogrammatidae. Bases 1013 to 3721 code for a protein of 902 amino acids. The record is from RefSeq and is a predicted model, not a curated record. The transcript has 8 exons. Gene Ontology annotation, biological process: protein dephosphorylation. Gene Ontology annotation, molecular function: protein phosphatase regulator activity.